UGGAGAUCAGAGAGCUGUUAGCUGCCAACUGUCUUAUCUAUGAGAAGAAUUUCAGAGUAAAAUAUCGAGACUAAGGAACCACUGGCCUAUGCUCGUGUGCUGCCUGGGUUCCUAACAAGAAAACAGCUACACCAGAACACGUGAUGGUUCUUAUUCUGAGAAUCGGGUAGCUGAUGCAUCUCUGCAAAUUGUUCCUUGAGCCAUGCCCGUGGCUUCUUGCCAGCCGGCAAUGAGAUUUUUAUAUUUCUUAAUUAUUCAAUUACUACCCAUAAGUAGGAGUUUGAAAUCAAACCCAGACGGCUCCAUGACGGAGUGCUCCCUAGAGUCACGGGCACAGGAAAAGUAGUCUCCCACACUGGGAAACCAGGCUGGCAGAAGGGAGGAGGCCAGCGUUGCCAGGCCUGGCUGGGCCACAGGUUCAAGGUCCGGCUUUGCUAUGCGUGGGCUGCCGGAGCCCAGCGCCUCCCUGGGGUCAGGUUUCCCGUCUGAGGAAUCACAAGCCCGCCUCACCGGGUUGUUGUCUAUCUCUGACCUCAAGGACAGCACGCCAAGGCAAUGUGCUCUCUCACGAACGCCUUGUGUGCCGCAGGUGCCAGCAUCUUCCAUUAGCCAGGAGGGAAGAGCCUGGGGACAGCGAGCAGACGGGCGCCCCCGACAGCAACAGCAACCCCGAAGCCCACCUGCCUUCCAUCUGCCUCAAGCAGGUGUUCCCCAAGUACGCGAAGCAGUUCAACUACCUGCGCCUGGUGGACAGGAUGGCGAACUUGUUCAUCCGCUUCCUUGGGAUCAAGGGCACGAUGAAGCUGGGACCCACCGGCUUCCGGACCUUCAUCAGGAAUUGCAAGCUCAGCGGCAGCAGCCUGUCCAUGGCGGCUGUGGACAUUCUCUACAUCGACAUCACCAGGAGGUGGAACUCCAUGGCCCUGGACCAGCGGGACUCAGGUACCUACCUGAUGGUUGCCUCCACCAUUCCCUUGUUGGGUGCCAACCCUUACUGCCAAUCCUACAAACCGGGAGGUCGUCUCCUGCCCGUGCACGGCGUAGUCGGCAUUAAGAGUCGCCUUUCACUGAUGGGGGAAUUGCAGCCCAGGUGGCCGAGGUCUCCCAGCAAGCACCUUGGCUCCCUGCCUGCCGUGGUGGUGCAGGAGGUGGCGCCUUGGGGAGCAGCUCCAGCUGGCUCCUGUGAAGUCCGAGGGAUGUGCCUGCAGGCAUUCGUGGAAGCCUUCUUCUUCCUGGCCCAGCGCAAGUUCAAGCUGCUGCCCCUCCACGAGCAGGUGGCCUCGCUGAUCGACCUGUGCGAAUACCACCUGUCCAUGCUGGACGAAAAGCGCCUGGCCAGCAGCCGGGGCGGCCUGCACCCCCAGGGCGGCCCUCCUGGGGCAGGUUCCCCGCAGCUGGCCGGGGGCAACCCCCCACCCCGCACCUGCGGGGCCAACAGGCUCGGCCAUCCCAGACACGCUCUGUCCUGAGGGGCCCACCCCAGCCCCCAGAAGGCGAGAGGGCGCCCUCCAGGACUCCCUGCCUGCGGAGGGUCGGCGGAAUUCCCGAGUGAGACGCCCCCGUGCUCCGCGGCGCUGCACCCUGCUGGCCUCCCGCGACGCAUCCCUGGUCACACGACCUGUGAAACGUGACAGACGGGCACCUUCUGUUCUGGGCUCACGGGCCGCACCCACUGAGGGCAGCGCUGCUGUGUUCGAGGGUGGGGCACUCACGACCCCCACGAGUCCAGAUCUGCGGGCCGGAAGUGGAGCCUCAGUGGGGCGGGGCCGCUGGGCAUGGCUGCUUCUGGCCCGGGAGUACCACGUGCCCACCACCACCACCACCAAGAAGGCAGCGCGCACCUCCCAGCCCAAUCACCUGCUACCUGGGUGUAGUGAACAGAUUAGCCUCGUUUAUUUCAUUAGCUUGCCUAGUGCUGCAAUGUUCGGUUUGUUGCUAAUUAAGAAAUAAUUAAGAAGUAACUAAUUAAGUAAUGAGGCUCCCAGAGCCUCAGAGCUGACAGGGAGCCUCAAAGGUCACUUUGUUAGAUUUUGUUUGACCUUGACCCCGAAGCAGGGUUGCCACUUCUGGCCUCCCUGACCAGGUGGUCCUGUGGCCCCUGGAUGAGCUCCUGCAUGGGAGGGGCAGCCCGGGGAUGAGGGACAGGGCUCCCUAGGGGAGGACAGAGACCUGGGGAGGCAGCAGGGUGGGCAGGAGUGGGCCUUGUCUGAAGCCCAGGAUCCAGGAGCCCCGUUCCUUGUCUCUGUCUGUGCCCCAGGCCUAUGCCCUCAGAGGUACCAUGGGCCUUCCAAAGCCACGCCCUCCAGGACACUAGGGUAGAAGGGUCAGGGUGGCCUUUUCCCAGAGGGCUCCUUUAGGGGCUGCCAUGAGUCCGGGGGUCCCCACGCUCUGAGUGAGGAAGCAGCUGCACCGUCCGUGCCUGGCACACAGCGGGAGGCAGAAUGUGCCUGCAGGUGCAGGGUGGGGGCCUGGGGCGUGUUCCCCCAUCUUCCUUCUCCUGCAUCUCGUCUUCUCUUCCUUCCUUCUGACGUCCUGUCCUGUCUGCCCGUCCAAGUCCUCUUCACCCAGACCGAUGGGUGCAGUUGGUUCCAGGCCCUUGUGCCCAGUAGAUGCUCAAAAAGCAUCUUGUUGAAAUGAAUUGCUUAGAUUUGCAAAGAGGAGGUUGCUAGCCCCAGCGCUCCCCAAAGGUUGACCAGUUGUUUUACAGUCAGGGUGGGGGGCUCUGUUAACCCUUGCCUGACCUCCUUCCUGCUAGAACCCCACUCUCUCAAGCAGUAAACCCUUCUCCUUGCAGCGUGACCACGUGCAGUGUCCCUGCCACUCCAUUUCUGUCCCUGCUGCUGCUUCCUCUUGCUUCCAGGGAGCGGGGCGGAGCCCACAGGCCGUGGCCCUUCCCAGAGGAGGGGGCCUGGAGCCCAGCCCUGCAGCGGCCACACCAGAGACGGCAGACACCUGUAAAUGACUUUUGUUCUCCCAAGCUGCACGCAGGAGUGGCUGCCGCAGGUGGGAGGGGCAGGGUGCGCCUCCGGAUGUGUAUCGGGUGCUUUUCCAUGUGGGGUGUUUCAAGGCGUCAUCAGCCCGGUUCUCCUGUCGCCUUGGACAGUUGGAUCAUGCUAUUCCUAUUUUCAGAUGAAGAAUAAAAGGCCUUGUAAGGCCACACGGUCAAGA
This is a messenger RNA of Oryctolagus cuniculus (rabbit), 3168 nucleotides long. The record is from RefSeq and is a predicted model, not a curated record. Lineage: Eukaryota; Metazoa; Chordata; Mammalia; Lagomorpha; Leporidae.